Molecule: messenger RNA, 1945 nt
Organism: Astyanax mexicanus (Mexican tetra)
Lineage: Eukaryota; Metazoa; Chordata; Actinopteri; Characiformes; Acestrorhamphidae
Gene: ppp3r1a
Product: protein phosphatase 3, regulatory subunit B, alpha a
Exons: 6
Coding region: 201-713 (170 amino acids)
Molecular function (GO): calcium ion binding; calcium-dependent protein serine/threonine phosphatase regulator activity
Source: RefSeq, a predicted model, not a curated record
AGCCCCUCCCCCUCCUGCAGUAAAGCCCAGCAGGCCGCGCGCUCCUCUCAAAACACCAUUUCCAGCAGCUCAUCCCGCGCGCUCAUUAUUAGUAUUAUUAGUAUUAGUAUUAUUAUUAGUAGUAGUAGUAUUUGAUAUUAUUAUUAUUAUUAUUUAUUGCUACCGGAUUAUAAGCGGAGUUCUGUCGCGGAGGAAACAAGAUGGGAAAUGAAGCCAGCUAUCCCCUGGAGAUGUGCUCUCACUUCGAUGCUGAUGAGAUUAAGAGGUUAGGAAAGAGAUUUAAGAAACUGGACCUGGAUAACUCUGGAUCUCUGAGUGUGGAGGAGUUCAUGUCCCUGCCAGAGCUGCAGCAGAAUCCACUGGUGCAGAGGGUUAUUGAUAUAUUCGACACAGAUGGCAAUGGGGAAGUGGACUUCCAAGAGUUUAUAGAGGGUGUCUCUCAGUUCAGCGUAAAGGGAGAUAAGGAACAGAAGCUGCGAUUCGCAUUCAGGAUCUACGACAUGGAUAAAGACGGUUAUAUUUCCAAUGGGGAAUUAUUCCAAGUCCUGAAGAUGAUGGUGGGGAACAACCUGAAGGACACACAGCUGCAGCAGAUCGUAGAUAAGACCAUCAUCAACGCAGAUAAGGAUGGAGAUGGGAGAAUAUCUUUUGAAGAGUUCUGCGCAGUUGUCGGCGGUCUCGACAUACACAAAAAGAUGGUAGUGGACGUGUGAGUGUCCGGCCUGCACUGCCCCCCGCCCCGCGCUUUCCUGUCCACCUCUGAUGAUCUGCUCAAGAUAUCCAGCAUUGCCCUCUAUAAUAUUUCAACAGAAGUAUUUACUCUCUGAGCUACCCCCUUUGCUAAUACGAGCCUGGUGAAGUGUUAUUGAACUUAAACCCUCUCAAUAACCUGGUGUAGCACUUUACUGACUGAAAAACGGCUAUGAGUGUCUCUAUCUGGAGAAGGGAAGACGGGUUGGCUUGUUCAUUUUUUGUUUUGUAAUGUUUAUUUAUUAUUUGAAGUAUUUAUUUUGUCUGUAACUUUUUCUAAUCAGCUAUUUAACUUGUUUUCAGAGGAGAAAAAUAAUAUUCAGUAUCCGUACAGACCUUGGUUAUGAUGUGCCAAUCAGAACAUGGAAUUGACAAACUUUACGUAAAUACUGCCUGUCAUUAUUAUUUUUUGGGCAAACAUGUUUGGUGCAUUUUUUUUUUUCAAGCCAAAAACAUUUUUGUUUUUUAUUUUACACAUUGUGGUAUGCGAUAUUUAUCAUUAUUGCAUUUAAUCAUGUUCCAUGAUACCGUUUUCAAUUGUGAUAGAUUGUUUAUUUAUAAAUAUUUAUAUUAUUGCAGAGUAACUUGUGUUUAACUCUUGUGAAACAGUCAAACAGAAACAGAUGCCAAGAAAACAGCUGUGUUCAUAGUUUACCUAAACAUCGUCUUCUUUAGGGUCUUUUUAAAACAGGUGCACUGAAAUAGUCCUAAUAUACUAUCAGUGAGCAUAUAUCAAAUCAAUCUACUGCAAAAAACUGGUCAUAUUAAAAAUGAUAACUCCAUUGUUAAUGGUGAAUUUAAUGUUUAGGUGGGACUGCAAUACACUGGAAAGUUUCCGCAUGACAAGUUUAGAGUCUGAGGGGAAAGAAGGUUUUCCUCUUUAAUCACUCUCUGUAUUUCCUUCAUCGUUCUUUAACUGCAGCUCUCUGUGCAUCUUGAAACCCUUGGAGCUUCUCCAGUGCCUGCAUGCACGUUUUCCUUUCUGCAUGUUUUCCAAUUUACAGCACUCCUACUGUUUACACUUAGAUUGUGAUGUUAAUAUCAAAUAUCUAAGAAUCAUGGAUGUUGCCUAUGUUUAGUUAACUCAUUUCUUUUAAAAUGUUCCUGAUUAAAUUAGAGUGGCAGGGACCUGACUGGGAUUUACUCAGUCAAACAGAAGAUCUUACAUACUGGUUGUGGUGGGUUUUUUUUUUUU